UUGGUAGGACCAUAGUUCAAUUCAGUGCAGCUUCAAGAAACAAGCUCCAAACAAACUUUCAAAAAUGAAAUUCUUCGUCGUUGUUCUGGCCCUUUUCGCCGUGGCCGCCGCCCGUCCUCAGGAGGACAAGUACACCACCAAGUACGACAGUAUCGACAUCGAUGAGAUCCUGAAGUCGGACCGUCUGUUCAAGAACUACUACAACUGUCUGUUGGAUACGGGAGCGUGCACUCCGGAAGGCAACGAGCUAAAGCGUGUCCUGCCCGAUGCCCUGGAGAACAACUGCUCGAAGUGUAGCGAGAAACAGCAAAUGUCCAGCACCAAGAUCAUCAAGUUCCUGACCGAGAACAAGCCCGAAGAAUGGGUCGCUCUGAAGGCCAAGUACGAUCCGGAUAACAAGUACGUCGAAAAGUAUGUGGCUGAUGCCGGUAAGGAUGGAAUCAAGCUGUAAAUGAGCAGGAAGCGAAACAUCACCAAAAACUAGCCAAGUUCAAAAAAAUUUCAAAUAUUCCAUAAUUUUGUCAAUGUGACAAUGUGAUACGAAAACCGUUAAAAUAAAUUCUCGAAAAAUGA
Aedes albopictus (Asian tiger mosquito) is the source of this 573-nucleotide messenger RNA. Its product is annotated as ejaculatory bulb-specific protein 3. The record is from RefSeq and is a predicted model, not a curated record. NCBI's taxonomy places the organism in Eukaryota, Metazoa, Arthropoda, Insecta, Diptera, Culicidae. The transcript has 2 exons. Bases 65 to 451 code for a protein of 128 amino acids.